AUGCUGGUAUCUCGUUGUCUCGGGAUCUUCACCCUCAGCAUCCCUUUGCUGACUCUUGCCGGAGAUGUCGAAGAAGGCGGCGCGUGUUCUACCUCCAAUAGCCGGCUCGACCCCUCUUCGCACACCUUCCUCAGCGACUGCUCCGACACGGCGUUCUGCUCCGUAUCAUCGAACUCGACCUCUGCUACGGCCAACUCGACUUCAUCCACCACUGCCACGAAUGGUACCUGUCAGCCCCGCCGCUGCCGCCGAGACGAGUUCCCGUUCGGUUACGGCGAGGACCAGCCACUUCCGCCGCUGUGCUCUGGAGGUAGUUUCUGCCCUGAUGACGGAAGUGGGUGCGAGACCCUCGUCGGGCUUGGCCAGGCAUGCCAGAUGAACCGGGACGACCAGUGUGCGCCGCCGCCGAAAUGGCAGAGCCUCGCGAGUAAUUGGAAUGUCAACGGGUCGAUCUGUCUGAAGUCGACGUGCAUGUACGCGAAUGUCUCGCUCGGGCAUACGUGCCUCCUCGACGACGUGACGUACAUCGUAGACGGCCCAGACGGACAGCAGUACAGCAAUACGAUCACUCGGGACAAUUGCCAGUCGCCAAGGUUGUAUUGCGACCGGAACAGCACACAAUGCGUCCUGACUAAGAGUUUGGGCGCGGAGUGCGAUACGGAUCGCGAGUGCCAGAGCCACAAUUGUGGUACCUCUGGAACUUGCAUCGAUCCACCGGAAAUGCCCCUGCACGUAGCUACUUGGCAAUACGGCGUUGUCGCACUCAGCGUUCUCUUAGCCAUGUCCGCUACGAUCGUCAUGCUCGUUCUACUCCAUAAGCGUCUGCGCCUGAAGCGGUACCGCGAAAUCAGAGAGUACUACGAUGAGCAAAUUAGGUGCGUAUACCUCCGUGCUCAACCUGCGAGUGUUGAUCCUGUUCUUGUUACCAGCCUCCGACGCUCCAUUGCCGCGUUGCACGCUGCCGCAGCUGGGAGGUAUGAGGAUGAAAAGGACGAAGCGUACUAGCUAUUGUUCGUGGUCGGCGUGUCGGCAGUCUUACUCGUUGUCAUGAAGUUUGUGGUGGACGAUGCUAAGAGAGUAAUUGAUGUCG
Fomitopsis serialis is the source of this 1090-nucleotide messenger RNA. RefSeq lists its product as uncharacterized. Lineage: Eukaryota; Fungi; Basidiomycota; Agaricomycetes; Polyporales; Fomitopsidaceae. The record is from RefSeq and is a predicted model, not a curated record. The transcript is spliced from 4 exons. The coding region runs from base 1 to 1005 and encodes 334 amino acids.